AGCCGGCGGCUGUCACAGAGUCGGCGUGCUGUUGUUUGUGGGACCAGCUGCAGGUAGUAGUUAGGGUAUCAGGAUGGCAGGAAGCCCGGGGCUGGCGGCAUUCUGUCUGAAAGUAUGGGAGCCCGUGGUAGCCAAGUCCCGGCGUGCUGUGGUGUUCAUGGACACCCCGUGUGCCGAGAUCCUGCACUGGUGCGGCGGGGUCGAGCUGUUUCUUUCUGCGGGAGCUUUGAACGUGAAGGAGUUUUCCAGCUUCGAGUCUGGAGCCAAAAACCAGCCGAAAGCGCUAUUCGUGGUGAGCUCAGCUCCGCGGGGGCGGGCCGCGGACGUCAUCCGUGACGUAGUGAGCCAGAGCUCCUUCCAGUACUGCAUUGUGGUGACCGCUGUUUGCCCUGGGGAGCCUGAGGACAGGGCUAACUAUGAGCAGCUGGAGGACAGGCUGUGUGAGUGGAUGGGAAACAUGAAUUUUACAGCUGAGGUGAUGUGGGCCCCUCUACUACUGGCCCCUGUGGCUCCUCACCUCCUGGUCACUCCAGCUUUUUCCUUCCUCUUCCCCCUUCUGCCAUCUCAGGACUUGCAGGCCAUGAACAGAAGCAGACCUGAUAAAAAGAGGUUCCCAGGGCUGGGGGAUGUAGAUCUGGCAUCCAUGCCCCAAGAACUCCAACAUCACAUAAGGAAACUGGUUUCUGGACUCAACUUUUUCUUGGAAGGCAUUGGGGUGCGGGAGGAAUGCUAUGCAGUGGGCCAUCUGAGCAGGAUUAUUGCAGGGGAGCUAGCUAAUUACCCCCAGGCCAAGAACCGCAGGAAGACCUCCCAGAGCAAAGCUUCACUAGUCUUCAUAGACAGGACACUGGAUUUGACUGGAGCUGUUGGCCAUCAUGGAGAUAACUUGGUGGAGAAGAUAUUGUCUGUGCUCCCUUGUCUUCCUGGACAUUCCAAUGAUGUGAUGGUUAACAUGGAGGCACUCACAGCUCUGCAAUGCGAAGGCAGAAAUGAAGAUAUUAUAGCUCCUGGGUGUUUGGCUCAGCCAAACAAGCCCACUGGCAAAGCACUCUGGGAGUCCAUGCUUAGCAUGAAGCAGAAAGAAGCAGUGAUGGAAGUCAGGAGACAGCUUGUGGAAGCUGCAAGCAGAGAAAAAUUGCCCAUAAAGAUGAGUAUGGGUAGGGUCACACCUGAGCAGCUCCGAUUUCUCAUCCAGCUCUUCAAGGACAAUGGACAAGCCAUUCAGAAUCACUGUGGGGUGUUGCAGCUGGCUUCCUCUACAGCUCAGGUCCUGAAGCAUCCCCAGUAUAGUAAGUGGGAUACCUUCCUGGCAUUUGAACGACUUGUCUUACAGACUACUGGGAAGACAGAGCUGCCAACAGUCCUAAACCAGUUAUACCCUAUGAUUAAAUCUCACAAUGAAAGGAGCAACGAUGACUAUAACAUUGAUGACAUUAUCAUCAUAUUGGUUUACAUAUAUUCUGUGACUGGUGAUGUCCAGGUGAACAGUGAACUUGAUGCUGUUGAGAGUCAUGUGAAAAAGGCCCUUAUCCAGGCUUUCUGUGAUGAACCUGAGCCGAGUCCUUUGUUACAGGCAAUAACAGGAUGUGAGUCCUCUCCUGAACUGACCUUAGAGAAGGCUGCAGCUGCGGUGGAUAAAAUCUUUACAACUUUACGUGAUGUCAGCAAGACUCGAACACAUCUGAAAUUCUUUCAUUCUGUCCAUGUGCCUGGAAGCAAUGUUCAACAGGCCUCGUAUAAGCCUUUGCUGAAGCAGAUUGUUGAGGAGAUACUUCAUCCCAGUCAUGCAGAGCCUGUUGAUAUCGAGCACAUGUCAUCUGGUCUCACAGAUCUUCUAAAGACAGGAAUCAGUAUGUUCAUGAAGGUCAGCCGUCCACAUCCAGGUGAUGCUUCGCUAUUGAUCCUGUUUGUGAUUGGUGGAGUCACGGUAUCCGAAGUGCGAAUGGUAAAAGAUCUUGUGUCAUCACUCAAGCCCGGUGUUCAGGUGGUUGUUCUGUCCACAAAACUAUUGAGGCCUCUUGACAUUCCUGAAUUGCUGCUUGCAACAGACCGUCUGCAUCCAGACACUGUCAUUUGAUUGUUUAUCUUCCAGCAUAUGAGUGAUGUCCCCGAGCUUAAAAAAAUAACAUCACUUAAAAUUAGGCUUCUUAUUGUCUAUUGGCCAAAUCAUAGUUCCACGACCUUAACAAUUUAAACUGAAGUUUAUUUUUUAAUGUGUUCUCCGAAUUACCAAGAGAAGCAGUGGUUAUGAAGAAGUGCUUUUUUUGGAUUCCUGCUCUGACAUAGCCCAUCAUUCAUGUGCUCGGUCUAAUGAUAGUUAUUCUUCAACAGUGAAGUGGGUUCGAUCGUCCAAAAUGCUUUAACAUGUUACUCAUUACCUGCUCUGCACUGAUGUCAGAAGUUCUAAUCAUUAAAAAGAAAAUCUUGUGUAA
Messenger RNA from Pelobates fuscus (common spadefoot toad), 2432 nucleotides. RefSeq names its product sec1 family domain containing 2 (gene SCFD2). The record is from RefSeq and is a predicted model, not a curated record. Bases 74 to 2077 code for a protein of 667 amino acids. NCBI's taxonomy places the organism in Eukaryota, Metazoa, Chordata, Amphibia, Anura, Pelobatidae. The transcript is spliced from 9 exons. Gene Ontology annotation, biological process: vesicle-mediated transport; intracellular protein transport.